Aaosphaeria arxii CBS 175.79 is the source of this 1185-nucleotide messenger RNA. Its product is annotated as Dihydroorotase. Gene Ontology annotation, cellular component: cytoplasm. NCBI's taxonomy places the organism in Eukaryota, Fungi, Ascomycota, Dothideomycetes, Pleosporales. Bases 76 to 1185 code for a protein of 369 amino acids. Gene Ontology annotation, biological process: 'de novo' pyrimidine nucleobase biosynthetic process; pyrimidine nucleotide biosynthetic process. Gene Ontology annotation, molecular function: dihydroorotase activity. The transcript has 3 exons. The record is from RefSeq and is a predicted model, not a curated record.
CAACGACACUACAACCCCCAUUGAAACUCCAUUUACACCCGGGGAUCAGCGGCGACGGAAGCCCAUAUAUUCACAAUGGCCUCUUUUACAAAGCUCGAGCAGAUCGAGCUGCCAGCGGCCUUCGAUGCGCAUGUGCACUUGCGCGACGGCGAGAUGUCGCAGCUCGUCACGCCUACGAUCCGCCAGGGCGGCGUGAACCAGGUCUAUGUCAUGCCCAACCUCGUCCCACCCAUCACGACCGUCCAGCAAUGCCUCGCCUACCGCGACCGCCUACGCGCCAUCGAGCCGAACGUCGAUUACCUCAUGUCGCUCUACCUGCACGAGUCCAUCACUCCAGAAGUCAUCCGCGAGGCCAAGAAGGCCGGCAUCACGGGCGUGAAGUCGUAUCCCGCCGGCGUCACCACCAACUCCUCCUCCGGCGUCCUCUCCUACGAGCCCUUCUACCCGGUAUUCGCAGAAAUGGAAGCGCAAAACAUGAUCCUAAACCUGCACGGCGAAGUGCCCUCCACCCCUCCCCUCUCCUCCGCCUCCUCCACCUCUACCCCAGCGGUGACGAUCCUCAACGCCGAGCCCGCCUUCCUCCCCACCCUCCUAUCCCUCCACCAAAAGUUCCCUAACCUCCGCAUCAUCCUCGAGCACUGUAGCACCGCCGCCGCACUCGCCGCGGUGCGAGCAUGCGGCCCCAGCGUCGCGGGCACCAUCACCGCGCACCACUUGAGCCUCGUGGUUGACGACUGGGCGGGGGAUCCGUUUUGCUUCUGCAAGCCGGUGGCGAAGACGCCGGAGGAUCGGGAUGCGUUGUUGAAGGCGGUUGUGGGGAGCGGGGGGCGGUUCUUUCUGGGGACGGAUAGCGCGCCGCAUGAUAGGGGGAAGAAGAGGGGGGAGGAUAAGGUGGCGGCGGGGGUGUUUACGCAGGGGAAUGCGGUGGCGUAUGUGCUUGAUGCGCUCGAGGUGGGUGUGAAGAGGGGGGUGUUUGGGGAGGGGGAGGUCACGCAGGAGGUGUUGGAGGGGUUUUUUGGGGGCUGGGGGAGGAGGUUUUAUGGGGUUGAGGAGAAGAGGGGGGAGAGGGUUGUGUUGAGGAGGGGGGGUGCGAAGGUGGUGGAUGUGUUGAGGAAGGAUGGGGUUGGUGUUGAGGUUGUGCCGUUUAGGAGGGGGGAGAGCACUUGGGGGGUGGAGUGGAAGUAG